CGCCACCCUGCAGGCUCGCCGCUGCUGAGACCUCCCCAAAAUGGCUCCAGGUGCUGGGCCCCACCGGGUCUCUCUCCUUCUGAGAACACAACGCCCCCUUCCUGGAAGGGCUCUUGCGUGCGUGGCUUACUUGCCUUCUCUUCCAACAGGUGGCCUCCGCCCCUGUCCGGGGACCUGUGCCAAUGACCCUGAUAGUAGUUUCGCUUUCUCCUCUCUCCGCAACCUCGUCCACAGCGUGAUGGGCAACCAGGUGGAGAAGCUCACCCACCUAAGUUACAAGGAAGUGCCCACGGCCGACCCGACAGGCGUGGACCGGGACGACGGGCCCCGCAUCGGGGUCUCCUACAUCUUCUCCAACGACGACGAGGACGCAGAGCCUCAGCCUCCGCCCCCGGGGCCCGAGGGCAGCGUGGCGCCCGCUGGAGGAAAAAGACCGCAGCCUGCCGCCCCGCAGCCCUACGACCCGCGGCUGCAGGAGGUGGAAUGCUCCGUGUUCUACCGGGACGAGUGCAUCUACCAGAAGAGCUUCGCGCCCGGCUCAGCGGUGCUGAGCACCUACACGCCGGAGAACCUGCUCAACAGGUGCAGCCCCGGCGACCUGGUGGAGUUUGUGUCGCAGGCGCAGUACCCGCACUGGGCAGUGUACGUGGGCAACUUCCAGGUGGUGCACCUGCACCGGCUGGAGGAAUAAGACUUUAGAACAAUUUUGUACUGUGAAUUACGGAUGCUCUUUGAAGGAAAGAAAUAUCGAUUCCGACGCUCUUCAGAAGCUCUGGCAGGGAUGAGCAGGAUGUCGACUGGAAUAUAUGCGAAAGGAGACAGACAGAUUCUAUUUUCUUACCGAGCAAAUAUUUUAUUGAGACGCGUGUGUGUUUCAGAGGAGCCCACGACUUCAGCUACAUGAUUUUUUGUAUUGAAAGAACUCAUACUUUUUGUAGCUUUUAUUCCUCAUUUAAUUUGAAAUGACUUUGACACUAAAUGCCUCUCAGAAUACUUUAUUCCAGACUUUAAGAAAAGUUUUAGUUUUUCGAAAAAAGUGACACUUCAGUGGUUAACCUUCUCCUACGUUUGGUGCUUUUGACCCUAAUAGCUCCACUGGGCAACACCACAACCACAUGAAAACAUAUUUUUUUGGAAGCAGAACUUUAAUUUUUUAUGACAUAAUCUAUGGAAAGCUAAGAAAAUUUAAGGACUACUUGUUUUGUAUUUUUUUUCUUAAAAAAAUGGAAUCCACUGUGUUGAAGACUCUUGAUAAUUAUGUGCUUAUCUAACCAUUUCUAAAAUAUAUAAAUUAGAAUACAAUCUAGUGUGAUCAUGGUCAUAAAAUAAAUUUGUUUGGAAAGUUAGAUUUCAUUUGUGAUUUUUA
Molecule: messenger RNA, 1366 nt
Organism: Fukomys damarensis (Damara mole-rat)
Lineage: Eukaryota; Metazoa; Chordata; Mammalia; Rodentia; Bathyergidae
Gene: Lratd2
Product: LRAT domain containing 2
Source: RefSeq, a predicted model, not a curated record